CCCUUGGUAUGUACGUGCAGGAUUGUGUUCGCAGUGCAUUCUGGCUCCUGUAGUCCUUUACUAACCUUCCUCCAUCGUCGUCACUUCUGAGCACCUACUCUACGACUGUAAUGUCUUCAGGCAGCACAGUGUUGCAGGCAUCUGAAAAGGAAAGUGGAGGGAACAAGAGGACGUCGUGCCCGUAUCCCGGCUGUAAGAGAGUGUACACAGACACCGGCACCCUGGACCGUCACAUCCAGGACCAUGAAAUCCCCGCUCAGUCUCUCCCUGGGAAGAUCUUGCUGUGCUCCACCGUCGGCUGCAGUGGUUCCUUCCCUAACAUGCAGAAACUGAUGGAACACAUGAGACAUCAUCACAAACCCAACAUCUUCUACUUGUGUGAGAGCUGUCGCACAAAGUUGCGAUCCUACCGUGGCCUCCUGACUCACCUGCACACCUGCUCCAAAGUACCACGGGGCAAAACAAAGCCAGCUGAACAGACCCCCCCUCAGCCUGCUACCGUGAUCAACCCAAACGUGGCCUCCAUUUCCAUGGACCAGAAACCCCAGUGGAAGGAUUCAAUGUCUACACCCCUGCAGCCGUCCUCUCAAAUCCCAAACCAAGAGGGUUCCUUCCACAUUGCUGUUCCUCAGCCAGACUCUGCUGCUCUCCUAAGUCCCCCUUUCUCAUCUCACCCAGAAACCCCCCCUUCUCAACUACUCACAGAGGCAGUUCCCCAGCCUUUGCUCAAACAUGUAGCCUGUAAUCUGCCUCUAUCUCUAAACAUGGAUGGCCCAUCAGCAGCCCCAGACCUCUCUGAUGCCCAGGGUCAGAACCAGACACAGAGCAGGUCUCCUGAGCCCGUCCACCAUGCUCCUGUAUCAACCCCGUACUCUCCUCCUGGGUCCUCAGCAAUCUGGAAGAAGAAUCAAGGUAUGGUGUGCAACAGACGCAUCCUUUGGGAGCACACUAAAGGAUGCUACACGUGUGUGCAGUGUGGUCACACAUCAUUCAACCGCAAGGACAUGACUCAACAUAUCAACGAUCAGCACAGCGGAAACAAGCAUGCAGAAGAUUCUGGAAGCUCAGCCAACACAUAAUGUAUAAACAUGAGACUACUCAUUUGUCCUCAUGAAACUUAUGAUGGAAGGGACAGGUUUAACCAAACACUGAUCAUGUUUAUGUAUAACCCAUCAUUCUGAGAGGAGAGCCUCCAGCAGUAAGGUGCUCACUGAUUGUUGGUUUUCAUUAUAAACAUUGAAUUAAUUUGUUAUAUUGCUGCCAGUCACAGAGACUUUCAUUUCACAAACUUGGAUAUACUUCCAUUAAACUUAGAGACCAUACACAAACAUAACAUGUAAAAUUAUAGUGUUCUAUUUCAAUAAAUCUUGAUAUUUUAUAUGUU
Messenger RNA from Hippoglossus stenolepis (Pacific halibut), 1384 nucleotides. It is a transcript of the gene znf414, whose product is annotated as zinc finger protein 414. The record is from RefSeq and is a predicted model, not a curated record. The transcript is spliced from 5 exons. The coding region runs from base 111 to 1079 and encodes 322 amino acids. NCBI's taxonomy places the organism in Eukaryota, Metazoa, Chordata, Actinopteri, Pleuronectiformes, Pleuronectidae.